This is a messenger RNA of Lotus japonicus, 513 nucleotides long. RefSeq names its product F-box/kelch-repeat protein At3g23880-like. Lineage: Eukaryota; Viridiplantae; Streptophyta; Magnoliopsida; Fabales; Fabaceae. The transcript has a single exon. The coding region runs from base 1 to 513 and encodes 170 amino acids. The record is from RefSeq and is a predicted model, not a curated record.
AUGUCAAUAACUGAAAUACUAGGGUUUUUUCAUCCUAAGGGCGCCAUUGUCAAUACCAACUUUGGUUAUGAUAACUCAACUGAUACUUUCAAGGUUGUGGUGUUUGAUUGGGAUUAUUAUACAAUAGGAAAUAGACUUACCAGAGUUUUCACCUUAGGUUGUAAUAUUUGGAGGGACGUUCAAAAUUUACCUGUGGAUAUUUUCAUCCAUUGUUGGGAUCAGAAGCAUGGAGUGAAUUUGAGGAGCACUCUUAACUGGUUGGCUUUUGACAAACCAACCGGGCAACCAGUUAUUCUUUCGUUUGAUCUGGGGACUGAAGUGUUCACCCAAUUUUCGCUGCCUCCCGGAUUUGGUAAUGAUGAAUUUCCUUUUGUUGGAGUUUUGAUGGACUCUCUUUGCUUAUCUCCUUGUUGGAGCAGAACCCAUCAGAAAAGAACUGAUGAUUAUGUUAUUUGGCAGAUGAAGGAGUUUGGAGUUGAGAAGUCUUGGACUCAGUUGUUGAAGAUUAACUAG